AACCAGCUGGUACUACUGUUCACGGUCACAAGAGUAGAGAGAGCGAGCACGCACGUGGUAUAUAAUCAACAACACUGCUGGCAGCAUGCUCCCAAUCGCCCCAACCCCUCCUCACCGAAACCGGGCGAGGACGGACGCCCAACCAAAACCCAGCCACGCCUUGCUCGCCUUCCCCGUCCCUGGCCAGUCCUUCUCGCUAUGUGACCAAUCAACCUGCUACCCAAAGACUUGGCAAGAGCCCGAGGCAAGUUUAGCUUCAGUAGCGAUGGAUUCCGUCAAGCCUGCCGCUCUCUCUACGUCGUCCAAGAGACGGGCCCUCGCCACCUCCCUGUGCUCGCUCGCCUGCCUCUUUCUCCUCUCCGCCGGCCUCCUUCUCCUUGCCGCCGGCUCGCGCCCGUUCCAGGCGGUCGCUCCGCAGUGGGACCGCUUCUCCAAGCUGGCGCAGCCCCCGACGUUGCCUCUUGACCGUGGUCGUCACGGUGAAGCGGUGGCAGCGCCGGCGCCAGACGCGGGCUCAGGCGAUCCUCAAGAGGAGGAUGCUGGACCGCCUGCACCGGCACCCGCACCGUCGGAGGAAGGGGAGGACGAGGAGGGAUGCAACAUGUUCGACGGGAAGUGGGUGCGAGACGCGGCGGGGUACCCCGUGUACGAGGGGGCGGAGUGCCCGUUCCUGAGCGACCAGGUGGCGUGCCGGCGCAACGGCCGGCCGGACUCCGACUACGAGCACUGGCGGUGGCAGCCCAGCGGGUGCGGCGGCCGCACGAGGCUGGGCGGCGCGGAGGCGCUGGAGCUGUGCCGGAACAAGCGUCUGGUGUUCGUCGGCGACUCGCUGAACCGCAACAUGUGGGAGCCGCUCGCCUGCAUCCUCUACACAGCAGUGCUGGACCGGUCGCGGACGCGGAUCAUCAACGACGCCGGCCUCGAGAUCUUCCGCGCCAUGGACUACAACUGCUCCGUGGAGUUUAUUUGGAGCCCGUUUCUCGUGAAGCUAGAAACAAAGGACGACCGGACCAGGGCGCUCAAGCUGGACCAGCUGCCGGACACGAUGCCGCGGACGCUGGGCGCGGACGUUCUGGUCUUCAACACCGGCCACUGGUGGACUCACACCGGCAAGCUCAGGGCGUGGGACCAUCUCGAGAGGGACGGGAAGAUGGUCGACAUGGCAGGUGAAGAAGCCUUCAACAGAGCACUGAGGACCUGGGCUAGAUGGGUUGAUCACAAUGUCGACCGGGGCAGAACAAGAGUCUUCUUCCGGAGCAUCUCCCCUGAACACAAGAGUGUGAACGGGUGCUACAACCAGACAUCGCCAAUCUCCAACGGAACAGUUGCUCCAUGGUUCCCCAAAAGCUUGGUGUCCAUCGUCGAGAGGAACAUAAAGGGCAUGAGGACGCCCGUUACAUAUUUGAACAUCACCCACCUCUCAGAGCUCCGGAUCGAUGCGCACCCAUCAGUUUACACCGUCACUAGGGAUGGGAAACCACUGAACAUGGAGCAACGGCAACAACCGAUCACAUACGCUGACUGCAGCCACUGGUGCCUACCGGGGCUACCAGAUACCUGGAAUGUGCUUUUGCUUGCAUCCUUGAUGACACAUCCCUCUAAUGUACAAUUCCUAGGAUGA
Phragmites australis (common reed) is the source of this 1621-nucleotide messenger RNA. RefSeq names its product protein trichome birefringence-like 42. The record is from RefSeq and is a predicted model, not a curated record. Gene Ontology annotation, cellular component: Golgi apparatus. Lineage: Eukaryota; Viridiplantae; Streptophyta; Magnoliopsida; Poales; Poaceae. Gene Ontology annotation, molecular function: O-acetyltransferase activity. The coding region runs from base 86 to 1621 and encodes 511 amino acids. The transcript has 5 exons.